AUGGAUACCCGCGAAGAAUGUGAUAGACAAUGGGAUGACCUCAGGCAGAGCAUAGAAUCGGAGUGGUUAAAGCGCAUGGAAACCGGCCACAAGCUGUACCUCCAGUUCUUUCAGUUUCAUGACUUUGUGAAAGACGAGCAUGGGGAAAUACAGAUGAGCGGUGUUCCUGUUGCCGCCAGCAAGGAACAAGUCAGCGCGGUUGUGGACGAUCUGGCGAGAGAAUGUGCCGCGAUAAUGGAGAGACUCACACCGGCGCACGGUUCGCUCGUGCUAAACCAACAGCGGCAAAUGGAGUACGUGCGAGGUUUCCGGAAUCUGGUCAGGCCCAAGGACUACGAAGGGGCCCAGCAGCAGUAUCUCAUCGGCAUACUGCUGGGAUUGUCGGAGAAGUGUCUCGUGUGGGAGGGGCUCAUGAAGGAGUUUGAGCAGACCUGGGAAUCCUUGGAGAGCGUCAUGUUUCAGGGAGGUCUCCAAAACAUUGUCAGGAACCAGAGUGAAGAGCUCAAGAACUGGUUCUUCCAAAAGUACCAGAGCAAGUUUGGCGAGCACAUUUCUCCAGUCACAAGUACGAAACCGCAAGUUGUACUCAAAGAUAUAGCUUCUCGUCCAACCGAGACGAGGUUUCUUCCUCCAGAGAUUAUGACAAUGAUCUAUGCUCGCGUAGACCUGGAGACAUGUGUUGCUAUACGACAAGUGUCGUCAAAAUGGUACACCAUCUUCCAACAGUCUGAUAGCAUUUUGAGAACAAAGCUGAGACAACGAAACCCCUGGAUGAAGCCUGGAGAUGGAGAGAUGAAGACCUGGCAAGAUUGCGCCCUCCUCUUAGUGGGUCGACUGAAAAGCGACAAGUGGCACACUACAGACAACAUUGACACCAUCAAGGUGACGAAACCAAACGCACCGAGGAAAACGAUGGUGAGUUUAGAACUUUUCGAAGACGAAAAUCUGCCGUCAGACUUCACAUCGAUUCUGGACGACUGUGGAUGCGGCAUUUCAACUUGUGAACAUGUGCAUAUCGAUAAUGACCAAGCUAGGCUAGUAGUGGAUCCCUGGACAAUGGAAUCGAGAAGAUAUGAGGAGCCUUAUGAAGUCGUCUCGGUGGGUGAAACAAUUUCAACUUUGAGGUUUCGCGAUAUCGUUAUUACCCUACCCACUUGGCUUAUCGACGAUGAAGACUGUAUUGAGGACAUUUACAUUGGAAGAACGAUGGUGUCGGUGUACAUGGUGACCGAUCACGUUCUUAUGUUUCCCCGGGAUCUUGCGCACCAUCAGGACUACUUUUGGUACACCAGACAAGACUCACAUUACCACUUUGGCAACAUGUAUGUGUCUAGAGAGGGAUUCUACUUCAACUUGGCCGACUUGGAGGGAAGAAAAAUGGUGCGAUAUGCCAAAGCACUCAGAGCACGGCCACAGGCCUUUUACAACGGACUCGUUUGGUGGACAGUGGGAGAUACAAGUCUCGUUCCGACAUUCAUCGACCUCGAAACGCCAGAAAAGGUGUAUUAUAAUGCCGAUGGUGCUAUCACGGGCUUCUCAAAGAAAAAUGUCUUUGCACAAGGCAGUGACACACGUGAUUCGAGCCAUUUGGUCGCCACAGAACACAAAUACGGCCAGGAGAUUGUGGAUCUUGCUACCGGUAUCAUCACUCUGGUUAAGACUCAAAUGGCAUGGCCUGAACCAUCAGUCCAUUUUUUAGGGUAUCGAGAUGGCAAGUUUCAAUCCUGGUGUAUGUGUUCAGGUGUUGUUGACUACACGAGAAGGAAAGCGAGUGCUCAGUUGGGGAUUUAG
Molecule: messenger RNA, 1791 nt
Organism: Yarrowia lipolytica CLIB122
Lineage: Eukaryota; Fungi; Ascomycota; Dipodascomycetes; Dipodascales
Source: RefSeq, a predicted model, not a curated record